Molecule: messenger RNA, 423 nt
Organism: Histoplasma mississippiense
Lineage: Eukaryota; Fungi; Ascomycota; Eurotiomycetes; Onygenales; Ajellomycetaceae
Exons: 4
Coding region: 1-423 (140 amino acids)
Biological process (GO): DNA-templated transcription
Source: RefSeq, a predicted model, not a curated record
AUGCCUUUGACAUUUUGUCCAAACUGUAGCAAUGCCCUUACCAUCUCCCGAGCAGAUCCCAGCCCUCGCUACCCACUAGGUGUCAACAGAUUCGAAUGCCGCACUUGUCCCUACCAAUAUAUACUCGACCGAACGUACUACGAGAGGACGGAGAUGAAGCGGAAAGAGGUUUCUGAUGUGUUGGGGGGGAAAGAUGAGUGGAAGAACGCUGAUAGCCAAGGGAAUUCGAAGCGCCGACGAACCAAUGACUACGUUCUUCAAGUGCACAACCUGCGGGGCUCGAUGGAGAGAAAACUAGGGCAAAGACAACUCAUCGAGUCACCUUAUGAACGAACUAACUACCCUAACUUUACUCCUGGUUUGGUCGUCGUUGUGGCUCAAGGUAGCCUAAUUUACGGAGAGGCUGAUACAACUAGCAUCUAA